Messenger RNA from Oikopleura dioica, 1512 nucleotides. NCBI's taxonomy places the organism in Eukaryota, Metazoa, Chordata, Appendicularia, Copelata, Oikopleuridae. The record is from the annotation of a GenBank genome assembly.
AUGAAAUUACUUCUAUUUUCAACCUUUUCUCAAUCUUUCGGGAUCGAGUUAGAUUUGACUUGUGAGCAGAGAACGACAAUUUCCGGCUUAACUUGUCAGCAUUGGUCCUCUCAAACGCCCCAUCCUCACGAGUUUUCGCCAGAUGUAACCUCAAAAUAUUCGAUUCCAGAUGACAACAUCUGCCUAUCACUUCAUUUUGACGAGCCCUGGUGCUUUACUACUGACGAGAAUGUCCGAUGGGAAGCCUGCUUUCCCUGCGAAUCAGAUUCUGAUGAAUCAUCAACUGAAGUGCCUCCUGGAACAACGGAUCUCCCUCAAACUACUGAAGCAUCAACACAGGUUCCGACGACAAUAAUGACCCGACCAGCGAUUCAAUGUGAAGAUCCGGCAGUUACAGUGGAUGAUUCAUGCGUUCAGAUAACCUCGACAAAAGAACUCUUUGCAAUGUCUUCCGGCACCGAUAUUUCUCUUUCAUUCACGAUCCCUGGAGACCUGUUUUCUUCCUCCGCAUCUGUUUUGAUUGAAUUUCCGGGAACAGUGCACAAUGUCGACUUUUUCGGAAUUUCUGGCGCCGAGGCGCAACGAUUCGAUUUCAAGCGCUUUCACAUUCUCCUCUCGGACGACUUCGAUUCUGAGAGUGAAGUUGAAAUCAUCGGCUUUCUCGCUGGUUCAAACACUGAUGGCGAAGAAAUUCAUGUCUGCGCCUCUGGCGGAAAUUUCAAAGAAAGCUGCUCUUCCGAAGAGUCGGAGGACCAAAAUCCCUGUCUAACAGAAUGCUGGACUUAUGAUGACAACUCGGGGAGCUGCUUUGUUUCGCCCGAUUUCGUCUCUGUCAGCUGUGGGCUGGCGAGUUUGAGUGUCGAAUAUGAUGCCUGUGUUUUUCCGGAGAAUUAUGAUAGCUGGAGCUUGGAUGGUUUUUCAUCAAGAAUUCUUUGCGGUGGAAACUCAGACACAGUUUUGUCGAAGAACUUGACCUUCUCGGAAGGAAUCGACUGCGGCUUUGAACCAUUUGAGACAGAAGAAACCCUCGGGCUGCGAAAUACAGUCGAGGCUUUUCAUCAAUGGGACUCGGAGGAUAUUCUGAAUCUCGGAGAAGUGAACUGCGAAUACUCGAGAAAUUUGAUCAUCAAAGACGAUAUACACAAGCAGCUCGAGACGAAUAAUUAUACAAUCGAUCCGGAAACGAUUCACAAUUUUGCAACGAAUUUGCGGCUGACUCCGUCGAAGAAUGAAGUCGCUAUUGGCGAGAUGGUCACUUUCGCUCUUGAGAAUUUGGGAGAAGAGCUUUUCUUUGACUAUCAUUUUACCAGCUGUUCUGGAGAGUGUCAAACGAGCCAAUACGAGUUCUUCAACUUUGAAAAUCCAUGCGUCGAAAGCGUCAUCAACUUUUCCCUUUUAUCGCCCAUUUCAUUCGAGCUUCAACACUUUGUUUUUGUCAAUUGCGACUCGUUAACUGUUGCUUGCGUCGUUCAACUUUGCGUUGAUCAAUGCCCACAAGUUGAAACUUGCUGA